Messenger RNA from Tarenaya hassleriana, 1576 nucleotides. RefSeq names its product nuclear pore complex protein NUP54. Gene Ontology annotation, cellular component: nuclear pore; nuclear pore central transport channel. The transcript is spliced from 10 exons. The record is from RefSeq and is a predicted model, not a curated record. Gene Ontology annotation, molecular function: structural constituent of nuclear pore. Bases 89 to 1312 code for a protein of 407 amino acids. NCBI's taxonomy places the organism in Eukaryota, Viridiplantae, Streptophyta, Magnoliopsida, Brassicales, Cleomaceae. Gene Ontology annotation, biological process: NLS-bearing protein import into nucleus; nuclear pore organization; protein localization to nuclear inner membrane.
UUCAGCUUCUUCAUUUUUCAAAUGUAUUCUCCUUAAACCCUUGAAUUCUCUCUCUCUCUCUCUCUCUCUCUCUCUCUCUUUACGACCAAUGUUCGGCACUCCGUCUUCGACGCCGGCGUUCGGCACUCCGUCGUCUUCUCCGGCGUUCGGCACACCAUCAGCUACGCCGGCGUUCGGCAUUCCGUCCUCUACGCCGCCGUUCGGCGCGUCCUCUACGCCGCCGUUCGGCGCAUCCUCUACGCCGGCGUUUGGUACGCCUUCUUCGGCUCCAGCGUUUGGUACACCGUCGUCGACGCUGGCAUUCGGGGCGGCGUCUACACCGGGCUUCUCCAGCAGCGGAUUUGGCUCCUCUCUCUUCUCUACCCCAUUCUCAUCGCAAACGCAGCAACAGCAACAGCAGCAGCAGCAGCAGACUCCGUUGUUCCAGCAACCGGCGCCCACCGGCUUCGGCUUUCAGACUCCAUUCGCAUCUGCGCAGCAGCCAACGCCGUUCCCUAAUGCGCAAUUGACUACUCAGAUGGCUCCCGUGGCUCCUCUCCCUUACUCUCUUGCCGACCGCGACAUUCAGGCCAUCAUUGAUGCGUAUAACGAGGAACCGACGAAUCCGAAGUACGCUUUUAAGCACCUUCUGUUCAGUGUGACUGAAUCGCAGUACCGAGUGAAGCCUGCAACUGUCUCAGAUAUAAUGUGGGCAGAGGCUAUGAGCAAACUCGAAGGCAUGGAUUCAGCAGAUAGAGAGCGUCUCUGGCCUCAGCUUGUACAAGGUUUCAAGGACCUUUCUCAGCGUCUUAAGGUUCAAGAUGAGGUCCUCCUCUCAGACACCGAAAGAUUAAAAACAACUCAAAGCAAUGUUAAAAUGCUUCAGAGACAUUUGCAAGCACAGACCUUUCCAUGUAUCGAGAGGUUAAGACAGAAAGAGCAAAGUCUUCAAAGACGCUUGUUGAGGGUGAUGAGGAUAGUGGAGGGUCUAGAGGGGAAAGGUUUCCGUUUACCCUUGAUGAAAGGAGAGGCCGAACUGGCUCAAAAGCUGGCAACAGUAACCAGACAGCUGAAAGGACCUGGAGCAGAGCUCUCUAGAAGGAUGCAAAAUCUGCUGACAAUAACUCGUGCACAAGCCAACUCGAUAGCCGCGGGUAGUUCCAUACAUCUCCCGGGAUCAACCAAAAUAGACGAACAGAGCCUUAUCGACAUGCAGGAGGUGUUGCAACAGCAGACAGAUGCGAUAGCGAGGCUCGGGAAUGUGUUGAAGCGCGAUAUGAGGGAUAUGGAGAUAAUUAUGGCCGAGGAUACAGAAAUGUCCGAAGACCAAUAAAAAAGAUGUUCGGCUUUUAAAACAUAACAAGGAGAAGAAGAAGAAGAAGAUGCCAACAAAACAAACAUGGCUCAAUCGAGGCAGGAUUGGAUCCUCUCUAUCGGCAACGUCUCCUUUCUUUUCUUUCUUUUUUUUUGGGGGUUUUUUCAAAUCAAGGCUUUGGACCAAAUGGACAGAACGAGCUCUGUUUCUCUACCUAAAUAUUCUAUUCACAAGUGACAAAAAAAAUCCACAUGUAUAUAUUUCCUUGUUCGUUUUCGUCCA